Xenopus tropicalis (tropical clawed frog) is the source of this 2389-nucleotide messenger RNA. It is a transcript of the gene slc16a3, whose product is annotated as solute carrier family 16 member 3. Gene Ontology annotation, molecular function: transmembrane transporter activity; monocarboxylic acid transmembrane transporter activity. The coding region runs from base 280 to 1701 and encodes 473 amino acids. NCBI's taxonomy places the organism in Eukaryota, Metazoa, Chordata, Amphibia, Anura, Pipidae. Gene Ontology annotation, biological process: monocarboxylic acid transport; transmembrane transport. The record is from RefSeq and is a predicted model, not a curated record. Gene Ontology annotation, cellular component: basolateral plasma membrane; membrane; plasma membrane. The transcript has 6 exons.
GCAGCUGCUGCCCCCAUGUGACAUCACGGGGGCGGGACUAGUUAAAGCUCCGAGAGCUGAAGCUUUCUAGUCACAGAGAGAGACAGCCGGGUUAUCGGCAGCUACAGAUUAUACCAAAGAGAAACCAUAUGAAAAUAAAGAGCUUUAGAAACUUGAAUUCUUUUAAAUAAUCUAAACAUUUAGUUUCAAGUCUACCAGAUGCAAGCCUUGAAACCAAGCCCCCAAAGGCACUGAAGAAACCUAACCCAGAGAGGAGUUUUGACCUGAGAUUUUGACAUCAUGGGAGGAGCAGUUGUGGAUGAUGGGCCAACUGGCGUCAAGGCCCCUGAUGGUGGAUGGGGUUGGGCCGUUCUGUUUGGAUGUUUUGUCAUCACUGGAUUUUCAUAUGCUUUCCCCAAAGCUGUCAGUGUGUUUUUUAAAGAACUGAUUAGGGAGUUUGGGAUAGGAUACAGUGACACAGCAUGGAUAUCGUCCAUCCUACUGGCUAUGCUCUAUGGUACAGGCCCGCUAUGCAGCAUAUGUGUGAAUCGGUUUGGCUGUCGCCCAGUAAUGAUGGUUGGUGGUCUCUUUGCUGCUCUUGGAAUGGUGGCUGCUUCUUUUUGCACAAGUAUCCUCACAAUUUACCUCACUGCUGGGGUUAUCACCGGUUUGGGCCUUGCACUCAAUUUCCAGCCCUCCCUGAUUAUGCUGAACCGAUAUUUUGACAAACGACGCCCACUGGCAAAUGGUCUGGCUGCGGCAGGGAGCCCCGUGUUUCUCUGCGCCCUGUCUCCUCUGGGACAAAUUCUUCAGUACGAGUUUGGCUGGCGAGGAGGCUUUCUUAUAUUGGGUGGGCUGCUCCUCAACUGCUGUGCUUGUGGGGCUUUGAUGAGACCACUUGAACCUCCAAAGAAAGCAGUAGAAGAAGUCAAGGAUACCAAAGAAAUAAAACCAAAGAAAAAGCUGCUCGAUUUCAGUGUCUUCAAAGAUAGAGGGUUUGUUAUUUACACCUUGGCUGCCUCCAUUAUGGUUCUUGGGCUGUUUGUGCCACCUGUGUUUGUUGUAAGUUAUGCAAAGGACAUUGGCAUCCCAGACACAAAGGCAGCUUUUCUCCUCACCGUUCUUGGAUUUAUUGAUAUCUUUGCACGGCCCACAUGUGGAGUAAUUACAGGGCUGAAACAGGUUAGACCGUACGCGGUCUAUUUAUUUGGCUUUGCUAUGGUAUUUAAUGGAUUCACUGAUCUGAUGGGCUCCAUGGCAGAUUCCUUCGGAGGACUGGUUGUCUUCUGCAUCUUCUUUGGGAUUUCCUAUGGAAUGGUCGGUGCUCUGCAAUUUGAAGUCCUGAUGGCUAUUGUUGGUACACAUAAAUUCUCCAGUGCUAUUGGGCUGGUGCUUCUAGCAGAAGCUUGUGCUGUUCUUAUUGGACCACCAUCAGCAGGAAAAAUCUUGGAUGCAACUGGGAAGUACAUGUUUGUAUUCAUCAUUGCUGGUGUUGAAGUCGUAACUUCAGCUUUUGUUCUCACUUUGGGCAAUUUCUUCUGCAUUAAGAAAACAGUAGAGGAGCCCCAUCAUAAAGACAAUGCAGAAAUAGAAGAACUUAAAAAACUUGAUGGCUCAGCAGCUGAAAAUGCCAAAGUGGAUUCAGCAGAAGUGGAGCAGUUCUUGAAGGAUGAAAAGGAGAAGAACGGAGAGGUUGCGACGAAUCCUGAGACCUGUGUUUGAACAGUCUGAUAAGCUUGAGGAUAUUUAAUUCAGGGGAUAGACUAUUUAGGGCUGUGCCAAUCAUUAAUUGUUUUAAAUGAACAUUGAUUUUAUUGUUGCGAGAAAACUGUAAGGCAUUGUGUAGAAACCAGUUGCUGAAGUCCAUUAACCUAUGCCAACCAGACUGAUUGCUGUCAUUAUUUUAUCUGCACUAGACUCGGAGAAGCUAACCGGUGACUGGCUGCUGUAGGCUAUUAGGACUUUGCCUGUUUUAAUGUAACAGAAAAUGCAAAUCCCUUUAGUGUAGAACAUUAAUGGUUUCAUUUGUUUGUUUUUAUAACUUUUUUUUUUUUGUAAGUCGUGUUAUUUUUGGAGAGCUAGAGAGCCCAAAUACAACCAACUGCAUGAGAAAAACAGGACUUGUAUAUCCAUUUCACAGAAGCCUACAGAUAGCUCGAGCUUCACUUUAUACACAGUGUUUCAAUCCAUGUCUUUGCUGGUCUGUAUAACUUCUAUUACCAAUGACUAAUGUUAACUCAAACCUAACUGGUAACUGUGUGCGUGUUUUUUAAUUAUUUUUUUUUCCCUUGUCUUUUUGUGUUAUUUAUGGAGAUGAAUACACUUUUUUGUGAUAUGAUUUCAGGGUUUUAUUUGGCAUUGCACUGAAAAGUCAGUAAAUGAUAUACACUUCUAAAUUUUUUAAACUAUA